This is a messenger RNA of Penicillium riverlandense, 1170 nucleotides long. RefSeq lists its product as uncharacterized. NCBI's taxonomy places the organism in Eukaryota, Fungi, Ascomycota, Eurotiomycetes, Eurotiales, Aspergillaceae. The transcript has a single exon. Gene Ontology annotation, molecular function: IgE binding. The coding region runs from base 1 to 1170 and encodes 389 amino acids. The record is from RefSeq and is a predicted model, not a curated record. Gene Ontology annotation, cellular component: extracellular region.
AUGCUGAACCCAUCUAUAUCAUUGUUGCUGCUGGCGCUCGGUACUGGGUCGGCUCUCGCUGGGAUGCAUGACCAUCGAGCUCACGCGCACCAAAAGCGUCGAGCAAACAUGAUGGUGCUGCCAGCAGUCACUGUGGUCGAGGCCCGCACUGUCACCACGACGAUAUUCGAAAACUGCGCUGCAACUCGGCCCAUCCUCACCGCGACCACUCUUGGCGAAGAUCUACCACUCGCAACUGCUCAUCACCUGGAAACAGAGGAGACUACCACCGUGCGAAUGACGACCACUGUGACCAGAACCGCCACCGAUUUUGUCACGGUCACUGCUGAACGUACCCACACGACCGAGUCCAUGCCCGAAGACCGUAUCCUGGACAAACCAAAUGCCGUGCUGAACCUGGUAAAGCAAAUCCAACCCGCGCUCCCAAAACUGCCGAAGCUGCCCAACUUGCCGCAGCUACUCCCGGACAUACCAGUCAACCAGAUCAGUAAGCCGAAAAGCCCAAAGCGUCUGGACUGGACUUCAAUCCCUGCCCACGGGGCAUUUUCAACAAAAGGAUUCGGAGGGCGGACGGCCCCUCAAGACACCAAUAUCCAAUACCGUGGGAACAUCGGCAGACCUUGGGGAUCAAAUAUCAUUGGGGUCAGUCCAGCGGAGGCGCACUUGUACAAGUACGUUGUGCAGUUCUCCGGUCCCGAAACCGAACCCUGGACCGUCACGGUGUGGAACAAAGUCGGCCCAACCGGCAAGAUGGACGGGUGGUACGGGCACGCAGCGUUGACGUUUGUGCUUCACCCGCAUGAGGUGCGCUAUGUCGCGUUUGACGAAGACUCCGAGGGAGGCUGGGCCGCAGGGCCUGGUGAGGACGGCCUGCCCACUGACGCCUGGGGCGGGUACACGACUACUUGGGGCGAGUUCUCCUUUGGAGACGUCGAGAAUGGCGGUUGGUCGGGCUGGGAUGUUUCGGCUAUCCAGGCCCAACUCGCUGGUCAGCAUGUGCAGGGCAUGCGGAUCUGCAUGGCUGAUGGGAAGGGGUGCUCGAUUGUGGGACGGAACGCGAAUAAAGUCAUCAAUGCGUAUACAGAUUCCAAACGCCAUCGCAAUGGCAUUGGCGGGGCUACUGGGCCUGGACCGGUGCGUUUAGUUGCGAAUAUUGAUUACCAGGGUUGA